Messenger RNA from Serpula lacrymans var. lacrymans S7.9, 2198 nucleotides. RefSeq lists its product as uncharacterized. Lineage: Eukaryota; Fungi; Basidiomycota; Agaricomycetes; Boletales; Serpulaceae. The transcript is spliced from 4 exons. The record is from RefSeq and is a predicted model, not a curated record. Bases 354 to 1976 code for a protein of 540 amino acids.
CUUUCCUCUUUCCUCGCACGACGACCAUCUCCAAGCUUCUAUGAAUUUGUUUUCAACACUGCCGUAUGCCCCAUACCAGAUUAAGAUCAUUCACUUCGGUCCUCUUGCAACUCUCCUCGUUGACACAGACCGCCCUCCUUAGGGCCCAUUUGCGUUCUACACUUUCAACGCUGCUUCUCCAUCAUCUUACUUUCGCCGGCUAAUGGGAUAAAUUCGCUCCACUGUCAUCGGAACCAGGUUGCCUGCUCCGAAAAUCGCAUACUAGACUCCUAGAAGAAACAAUCACAAGAGACAACCCGGAACUUCUUUCCAGUUGCUUUUUAACAUUCUCUUAUACCCUCAACACUCUGGACAUGAUGCAUGCACUCAAGCACCCAUCUUUUUUUCGUCCAGCAAGUCGCCCUACGUCGCCUUCCCCCACUCCUUCUCGCCCCGAUUCGGGGUUAGGUUUCGACAGAGUAUCGAGGCCUCUCAACAAACUCUCGCUCAGUUCAUUCAGACGUCCUUCUCCUUCUGUGACCCCUGCUCCCGCUCCUGCGCCUGCACUGCUUGUUCAGGAUGGUUCCUACCUCGAGGCACUCAGCCUUAAACUGAGUGAGGCGGUUUCCAAGGCUCUAGCUCAACCAACCGGGCCAGCUGGUGCGAAUGAACAAGUCGGUGGCAAACGUCCUAUCCCAUCAGGUCGUGGGCAAUCUCUUGGCACUUUAAUUGCAUCUGAGCUGCAAGCUGCGCGAGGCAACCAUCAUUUGCACAAGGCGAUAUUACGUUCUUUGCACCGCCCGCUGUCGGUCUUGCUGAGUAAUCUAUCUGCAUAUCUUCUUCCUCUCCUUACUUCACCAGCAUUCCUUGUACCUCCUGCACCCAGUGUCCAGAUACCGAACCCCAAUCCUACUCAGCUUCAUGCUUUGGCACUGGCCGUGUUUUCUGGGGAGCUCCUCACAAGCUUCGAUGAAAUGGGGUUGGGCCUCGACUCGGACGUGAGGGGUGACGGAUUAAGGGCAAUUCGGGAAGGGCUUGCCUCCGUUAUCACUCGAGUGGUCAACCCCCUGAUCGUGGGGAUCAAGACUGAACUCAUGCCGAUAAUAGAUGCACUGGAAUCUCCUGUCAGUACUACGGUACAGAAGGCAUCUCUCAUUGGCAAGUCUGGACCGGUGCUUCAUCCUUCUAUAGUCACCUUGCAAAGUUUAAUGCCGGUUUACUCCCGUGCAUUGGCGAGGUACACUACAGCACUUCCUUCUCAGGCUAGUCUCGCCACCUUCUUGAUAUCUAUUGUUUGGCGAGCAUUAGUCGCCCUUUCACACCGUCCCACUGUGUCCCCUUCACCACCAGCUUCUCCUAUCGGAUCUCCGGCUAUUGCACCAGUAACAUUAAAGAAGCGCACAUUGUCAUCGGGGACGACUCCUCCUCUCACGCCCAAUUCCGCUCGUUUUACUAUGAAGCUGCCGCCUUCUCGUCCUCCUUCCCCGCCUACGGUGACGGUCACUUCCACACCAGCUGCAGAUGCUCGCGCUCUUUAUGACCUACUCAACCUUUUACCACGGCCACCCGCGGACACAGAAUCUACCCGGGUGGCUCGGGAGGCUGUGGAUGAAGCGUUUGAUGAUUUAAAAGCACUUGUUGCACUGUUAGAGAGCGUCGACAACCCGUUCUUCAAGUUGAACAAAACAGAAGAAGAAUUGUACAACGAGGUUGAUGACCUAACUGAAGAUCUGCCCACGCUCAUUGCACUUCCUGUGAUGCUUCGUGGGCAAAUUUUCGGGCCAGGCACUGGAGCUUCGACGGGGCCUUCUAUUUCUUUGAUGCUCAAGAUUACUGAAGACGAUUAUAGAAAAGGAUGCCUGACGGGCUUUGGUCGGGCAGAAGAGUGCGCGAUCAUUGUUGGAAACCGUAUCCUCAAUGUCCUACAAUCGAACAGUGAUGUCCAUCACUGUGUUACGAAAUGGUUGGAAUCACGCAUUGCAGCUUUUGACCAUUGACUACAUGGCCUUCUGAAUGCUGCAGGUAAAUAUGUGGUAAUAUUAUCCUUAGACCGAAAUUUUGUUAGUCACUGUACAUACUUAGGAGUGUUCAACUUUGUGUUGGGACUUGGUUUUGAUUCUUAUUAUUAUGCGUCUGGUGCCCUUUUCUUGCGACUAGUAGAGGCUUGAGUAGAGGUCUUUUCUUUCUUGACAUGAUAUAACAGCAGUUAUUCGAAACUU